AUGGCCCAAGUUCUCACCAUCGCAAGCGGCACCCAGGUGCCAGCUGUGAACUUCCACGCCCAACGAUAUUUUGUUGAUGACCUCGAGGCCAACGAGGUUAUCAUCAAAAUGCUCGCAGCCCCAAUCAACCCCCUUGACAUCCUCGUGCUCGCAGGCGUCUACCCGGUUAAGCCAUCCCACACCCACCUCGACGAGCCCAUCCUUGGCUACGACGGCGUGGGCGAGGUCCUCAAGGUCGGAAGAAGCGUCACCAGUCUCUCUCUCGGCGAUCUCGUUGUGCCGAGCAAGUUCGGGACGGGCACUUGGCGCACCCAUGCUGUGCUCGACGCUGCGUCACUCCAGAAGGUUACACGUCCUACGGACCUGGCUUUCGCAUCUAUCCUCCGCAUUGGGAUUGCCCCUGCAUUCUGCCUCGUGGAGGACAUGAGAGCCUUGAAACCGGGUGACUACAUCAUCCAGAAUGCCGGAACCUCCCUCCUGGCUCAGUUCGUCAUCCAGUUCGCACGCCGCCGAGGCGCUAACGUCAUCAAUGUUGUCCGGGACCGUGAGGCUUACGAGCUGGAGAAAGUUGAGACGGCUCUCCAUAAGCUCGGGGCUGAAAUUGUCAUCAUGGAGAGUGCCCUCGCCGGUGAUGCCCGCGUUAAAAAUAAGCGCAUCACCCUCGCUCUGGACUCGGUCUUCGGGGCCUCCGGACGCGGGCUAGUCAAGGCUCUUGCCGUGGGCGGGACGUACGUGCAUCUGGGCUUCCUGAGUGGGGCGGCAGGGGGUUCUGUCGCGAUUGAUCGCACGGAUCUGUUUGCGCGGCAGCUGACGAUGAAGGGGUUCCGUGGGACAGCGCAGGUGGGGCUGCGCUCUGCUGAAGAGCAGGUCGACCUGUUCAACUGGUUCGUGGAGCUGUUCAACAGCGGAGAGUUGCAGCUGCCCGCUCUUGGCUUACAGAAGGUGAAGUGGUCUGUUGGUGACCCGAAGGGGAGCAAGGGGGGGCUUCUCGAGGCUGUGGAGCGCGCCAAGAGCGGUGCUCUGGGGCAGAGAAAGCAGAUCAUUCUCUUCGAGUAG
Messenger RNA from Pseudogymnoascus destructans, 1056 nucleotides. RefSeq lists its product as uncharacterized. Gene Ontology annotation, biological process: fatty acid metabolic process. Lineage: Eukaryota; Fungi; Ascomycota; Leotiomycetes; Thelebolales; Thelebolaceae. The coding region runs from base 1 to 1056 and encodes 351 amino acids. Gene Ontology annotation, cellular component: mitochondrion. The transcript has a single exon. The record is from RefSeq and is a predicted model, not a curated record. Gene Ontology annotation, molecular function: trans-2-enoyl-CoA reductase (NADPH) activity.